AUGGCAGCGGAAACAUACGGACAUAGAUUCUAUACAGAAAAGGAUAUGUUCCCCAAUGACGUAAUGUUGGAAUAUUCUGAAGAAUGCUAUCUAUCCUGGCCACGGUCUCCUGACUCGGGACGAUCGAGCUUGGAGCCAACACCAUCCUUGGAGAGCAACGAAUCGCCAACACACAUCGCAUAUAGAGGAUUACCAAACGAUCUAGUUCUAGAAGACAGUGCGGAGGAUGGAGAAACACUAGAAGGAUCAGGGAAGAGGAGAGGGAGGGCGACAAGUGCUGCAGUUUUGCGGAGGCGCCGUCUCGCCGCGAAUGCGAGGGAAAGAAGACGGAUGCAGAACUUGAAUAAAGCAUUCGACAGGCUCCGUGGUCAUCUGCCGUCUUUGGGUGCUGAUCGCCAACUCUCCAAAUACGAGACCCUUCAGAUGGCACAAACAUACAUCGCUGCGCUUUAUGAAUUAUUGCAGUAA
Molecule: messenger RNA, 468 nt
Organism: Parnassius mnemosyne (clouded apollo)
Lineage: Eukaryota; Metazoa; Arthropoda; Insecta; Lepidoptera; Papilionidae
Source: the annotation of a GenBank genome assembly